This is a messenger RNA of Mucor mucedo, 771 nucleotides long. RefSeq lists its product as uncharacterized. Lineage: Eukaryota; Fungi; Mucoromycota; Mucoromycetes; Mucorales; Mucoraceae. The transcript has a single exon. The record is from RefSeq and is a predicted model, not a curated record. The coding region runs from base 20 to 454 and encodes 144 amino acids.
UUUUCUCUCUUGUUUCAAAAUGACGGCAGUGGCAUCAUCAUCAAAAGGAAGUUUUCCAUUCUCGCACGGAAAAAAUUCAUUAAAGUUUGACAAAUUUGUAUCAGAAAUACCACUCUUCUAUUCCUCACCCGCAGUCAUUGAAUCAAAUAAUCCCACAUUCCGAACCACAGCAUCCUUAGCAUCGUACGUUAAUGACCCAGAGCUGUAUAUGGGAGAAAAUUGUGAUGCAGGAUAUGAACAUAUGUUGAUGAAUUCAGAUUUGUGUCAAUUAUUAGACAAUGAUAUUGAUGGCUUUUCAAAAACAAAUCAAAACUUGGAUGUAGAUAUGUUUAGCUCACCAGAGAAACGCAGAGCUCAAAAAAGAUUACAAAUGUUAUUAACCCAUGUCAAUCACUCUUUCCUUAAAGAUACCACAAACAACACCAAAGGAAAAGGGAAAGAAAAAAUAGUAUAGAUGAUGUAACUUAUUUAUACGCUCUUGUACAUAUAUGAAAUAAAUUGUUUUUUACAUCUGUUUGUCAUGGCGCAUGAUGGAUGAACGGGUUUUUAAAAUUCUGGAAAUAACGCUAAAAAAAAAGGGCCAUUUUAUUGCAUUAAAGGGAUUAGAAUAAACAUGCAACAGCAAAAACGAUGAGCAUAUAUAUGAAACAUUUUAUCAUAUUAAUAUGGGACGCCAUUGACGCUACUUUUUGUGGAUGUGCCGAAGCUCUUGGGGGAGGGACAUUAUAUGGGCUGUUGUGAUUUGGUUGAUCAGUUGACGUUAAGUAGCUU